CCCUUUAGACCUCUGGGCGUCAGAUGGUCCUGUUUCAGUCUCUACUUUUCUUUAUUCUUCCUAAGGGCUUCAGACUUCAGCAGGCCUGCUCUCAUCCUCCUUGUCCUAUAGUACAUUAUCCAGCCAGUUGCAAACCCUACUAUUUCAGAGGAAAGAUCUGCCAUCCAGCCUCUCUGUGUCAUCUAGGACCAUCUUAGGUGCUCCUUCAUUAGAGCGUGUGGUGGUUGGGUAUUAGGGGAUUGAAGGAAGAAGAAUAAACUGAUGAAAAAGGGAUGACAGAGAUAGGAAAUACAGGAAUGGGCAGGGAAACAGGAGUAACAGACUGGGAAUAUGGGGAUGGUAGCAGAGGAAUGGGAACUGGGCUUUUCCUUCAUCUGAACAUCUUUGUGAUUUUCAUCAGGAACCCUAUGACCCCUAAACCAAUUGCCCUCUUCUGGUCUGUAGGCCGUGUCCAGUUUCCAGCAGGUUGAAGGAAUUGAGAGUGGCCGGGGGAAAUGUCCUUUUGGACCCGCUCAGCGGUCAGCAGCUGUAAUGGCUGAGGGGGUUCUCUAUGCUGCCACUGUGAGAAACUACCUGGGAACGGAGCCGAUUAUCUCCCGGGCUGUGGGCCGUGCUGAGGAUUGGAUUCGGACAGAGACCUUGCCAUCCUGGCUUAACGCUCCAGCCUUUGUCGCAGCCAUGGCCUUGAGGCCAGCUGAGUGGGGGGAUGAAGACGGAGACAAGGAAAUCUACUUCUUCUUUACGGAGACUUCUCAAGCCUUUGACUCAGACGAGCACCUUAAAGUUCCUCGGGUGGCCCGUGUGUGUGCGGGGGACCUUGGAGGCCGGAGGACGCUCCAGCAGAGGUGGACGACCUUUCUGAAGGCCGACCUGCUGUGUCCAGGGCCUGUAGAUGGCCGGGCCUCUAGUGUCCUGCAAGACAUGUCUAUUCUUCGACCUGAGACUGGAGUGGGGGCCCCCAUCUUUUAUGGCAUCUUUUCCUCCCAGUGGGAGGGGGCUGCCAUCUCGGCUGUCUGUGCAUUCCGACCACAAGACAUUCGGACAGUGCUGAAUGGUCCCUUCAGAGAGUUGAAACAUGACUGCAACAGGGGAUUGCCUGUCAUGGACAAUGAGGUACCCCAGCCCAGACCUGGAGAGUGCAUCGCUAAUAACAUGAAACUCCAGCAGUUUGGCUCCUCACUCUCCCUGCCUGACCGUGUGCUCACCUUCAUCCGGGAUCACCCCCUCAUGGACAGGCCAGUGCUUCCAGCUGAUGGCCACACCCUGCUGGUCACCCUAUACCCUCACUACCUUUUAUGCCUUUGCUGUUUCUCUGCAGAACACCCAGUAGUGUUUGAAGUUCUUGUGGCUACAGCUGUGCAUGUGGUCUUGCCAUGUUCCCCAAGCUCAGCUUGGGCAUCCUGUGUGUGGCACCAGCCCAGUGGAGUGACUGCUUUUACCCCCCGGAGGGAUGGGCUUGAGGUGGUGGUAAACCCAGGGGCCAUGGGUGCUUAUGCUUGUGAAUGUCAGGAGGGUGGGGCUGCCCGCGUGGUAGCAGCUUAUAGCUUGGUAUGGGGCAGCCAUCAGGGCCCCUCAAGCCGGGCCCACACUGUGGGGGCUGGACUGGCUGGCUUCUUUCUGGGGGUUCUUGCAGCAUCGCUGACUCUCCUUCUGAUUGGUCGACGUCAGCAGCGAAGGCGACAGAGGGAACUUCUGGCUAGAGACAAGGUGGGCUUGGACCUGGGGGCGCCGCCAUCUGGGACCACAAGCUACAGCCAGGAUCCUCCCUCUCCCUCUCCUGAAGAUGAGCGGCUGCCCCUGGCUCUAGGCAAGAGGGGCAGUGGCUUUGGUGGCUUCCCUCCACCUUUUCUGCUUGAUCCUUGCUCAAGCCCAGCCCAUAUUCGGUUAACUGGGGCUCCUCUGGCCACAUGUGAUGAAACAUCCAUCUAGGGCUGGGUGAGUGACCACUAGUGCAUGACUGGCCACUGGAGUGGUGUGACCAUUGAGAUGUUGGGGUCACUGGGCCUGGAAAACCAUCAUGGCCUCUGAGUUCUCUUUGUCCUUUGAGUGAUCACUUGACUUCAGUGUCAGCCCUCUCUGGCCCUAGAUGGGUUCCAGGCCAGGCCUUUGUCUGUGUCCUGAUUCCUGAUUCCCAUGAGAGAUCAGAACUUCUCUCUGCAGUGAAUCAGGGCUUUUCCCACACCUGCUCUCUGAACUCCAGUAACCCCUUCAGUCCUGUCCCAUUAUUUUGGGCCCAUAAAUUUGGGGAGGGGCAUAGAACAUAGCUGUGAUUUUGCCUUCUGGUUGGACCCUGGCCAAAUGGAGGAGCUAUGGAGGUGGUUGGAAGCUAAUGUGCACUGAGUCCUUGGAGUGGUUUUGCUCAUUCUUCCAGUUAGUCUAAUUCUCUGUGGAGAGUGCAUGACCCCCCUCCACCUCACUUUUCCUUCUUCCAUGAAAGAGCAUGUGUGUAUAUAUGAGUGUUCAUAGGACACUUGCCAAAUGUGCAUGAAUGAUGGGGCUGUUGCUCAGGUGUAUUCAUCGGGGUAAGGAGGGGUAAGGUUGGGGUGGGGGGGUUGACUGCAGAACUUUAUACCCUAUAGCCAGUGAAGGAAUGGCUUUCUAAAAGGAAAUAAACAACUGCCCCCACUCCUCCAAUCACUUCUCACAACCCUUCUCUUGAGUUGAGAAACACUCCCAAAGAGGCCUUCUGGGUGGGAAGGGUAGCAGUACAUGUGACCCCAUAUUUCAGUUUUUUUUUGCCUCCUGGC
Myotis davidii is the source of this 2747-nucleotide messenger RNA. Its product is annotated as semaphorin-4F. The record is from RefSeq and is a predicted model, not a curated record. The coding region runs from base 532 to 1929 and encodes 465 amino acids. NCBI's taxonomy places the organism in Eukaryota, Metazoa, Chordata, Mammalia, Chiroptera, Vespertilionidae. Gene Ontology annotation, molecular function: semaphorin receptor binding; chemorepellent activity. Gene Ontology annotation, biological process: neural crest cell migration; negative regulation of axon extension involved in axon guidance; semaphorin-plexin signaling pathway. The transcript has 7 exons.